This is a messenger RNA of Aptenodytes forsteri (emperor penguin), 594 nucleotides long. Its product is annotated as probable G-protein coupled receptor 19. Gene Ontology annotation, biological process: G protein-coupled receptor signaling pathway. Gene Ontology annotation, cellular component: membrane. The transcript has a single exon. NCBI's taxonomy places the organism in Eukaryota, Metazoa, Chordata, Aves, Sphenisciformes, Spheniscidae. The annotation marks the transcript as partial. The record is from RefSeq and is a predicted model, not a curated record. Gene Ontology annotation, molecular function: peptide binding; G protein-coupled receptor activity.
CUCCUCUCUGUAUGCGUGGAUCGAUUCUACACUAUCGUCUACCCCCUGAGCUUCAAGGUGUCGCGGGAGAAAGCCAAGAAAAUGAUUCUGGCCUCUUGGCUAUUUGACGCUGUACUUGCAUCACCGGCUUUCUUUUUCUAUGGCUCCAACAGCGACGACCACUGCAACUUUUUUCUCCCCGAUUCUCGGGAAGGAGCCGCCUACGGAAUCAUCCACCUCUUGGUGGUGGUUCUGGUCCCAUCCGUCCUCAUUAUGCUCUUCUACCAGAAGGUCGUCGAGCACAUUUGGAGAACAGGCACCGAUGGCAGGACCGUCAGGAGGACAGUGAAUAUCGUCCCAAGAACAAAAGUGAAAACCAUCAAGAUGUUCUUAAUGUUAAACUCGGUGUUUCUCCUCUCCUGGCUCCCUUUUCACGUGGUGCAGCUCUGGCACCCGCAGGAAACAGACUACAGAAAGAGCUCCCUGCUUUUCCUGGCCAUCACCUGGAUCUCUUUCAGUUCUGCAGCCUCUAAGCCAACCCUCUACUCCGUCUAUAACGCAAACUUCAGAAGAGGGGUGAAAGAAACUUUCUGCAUGUCCGCCAUGAAAGGCUAC